Ornithodoros turicata is the source of this 6822-nucleotide messenger RNA. RefSeq lists its product as uncharacterized. Bases 149 to 6265 code for a protein of 2038 amino acids. The transcript is spliced from 41 exons. Gene Ontology annotation, molecular function: serine-type endopeptidase inhibitor activity. Gene Ontology annotation, biological process: negative regulation of peptidase activity. The record is from RefSeq and is a predicted model, not a curated record. NCBI's taxonomy places the organism in Eukaryota, Metazoa, Arthropoda, Arachnida, Ixodida, Argasidae. Gene Ontology annotation, cellular component: extracellular region.
CCCAGUUGAGGACGGGUUUUUCCGCGAUCUGAGCGCCACCACAAAACAAGAGGAGUUGCAAGAGUCAGUUGUUGUUGUACAUCCGUGCCGGCGAGUUAUCAGCUGACGAGUUCCCGCACGGACCAGAACAGCGUAAGACAUCCACAGCAUGGCUUUGCUGUUCUUGGUCGCCUUGCUGGUGAUCUCUGUGCAAAGCUCCGAUGUGAAAGACGGCACAUGUCACCCACUGGAAUCUCUGGCGGAAAGGGAGUGCCCUACCAACGUGACCGCAGAAUGUGAAACAGAUGCCAACUGCGAGGGCCCCUACAAGUGCUGCAGCAACGGAUGCUACCACACGUGCACCAGACCACUGUACACGGGAUGCCAGCAGGUGCGAAUGUUAAACGAACGUCGCGCUAAGCUGCAGGGACGCGCCGGUCGGACAUUUGUUCCCCGAUGCGGCCCUCAGGGCGAGUUCGACCCCGUGCAGUGCGAUCCUCAGGAUGGUCGCUGUUGGUGCGUCGACCGAAUGGGUCUCGAAGUGGCCGGAACAAGGGCGAGGUCCCUGGAACUAGUCAACUGCUCCGCACGAAGUAAGUGUGCGAGCUACCUGUGCCGUAUGCUGUGUCCAUACGGCUUCGAACUAGACGAUAGCGGCUGUCCACUCUGCGAAUGCCGCAAUCCCUGCAAGGGAGUUGAGUGUCCCGGUGGGCAGGAGUGCAGUCUGGAGGAGCAGUUAGAAUGUGCUGAAGGACCGUGUCCCCCCAUACCGACGUGCAAGCGACCACGCUCUCUAGAAAGUUUCUGCCCCAGAGGUGAUCCUCUUUUAAGUCCGGACAGUGGAAGACCUUUGCUCUGCGGCUACGGGCCGAGCAAGCCACAAUGCCCUGCCAAGUUCCAGUGUCAGGUUCAGAGCGGCAACGACUACGGAGUCUGCUGUCCUUUGGCAGAUAAGCCGGGCGUGUGUCCCCACGUCGCGACAACCGUCGAGCAAUGUGGACGUGCGUGUACUAUUGAUCUUGACUGCAACGGUCAGGACAAGUGCUGUGAAACGCAGCAGUGCGGGACAACAUGUCUUCCACCUGCAAACACCACACUGUGCCAACAGCAAAAGGCUCUGGCUCAUCUUCUGAGCGGUGCAAGUGCACCCGGCUAUGUGCCACAGUGUGACGAGCAAGGGAACUUCAUCCGAAAGCAGUGCAGUAGCAACGGCAAAGUGUGCUGGUGCGUGGAAGACGAUGGCAGACAACGUUCUGGAACUUUGGGUCCUGCCGAUGCUGUUGAUUGUCAGUCCAAUAAUGCUGAGUCAAGGCAACACGACUGUGAUCUGAUUUUCUGCAACCUACACUGCGAAUACGGCUAUAAGGUUGGUUCUGAUGGAUGUCAGCAGUGCAAGUGUUGGGAUCCCUGCGAGGCUGUGAAUUGUUCAAAGAAUUCAGUCUGCGUUAUUGUACGAGAAGAGCCAUGCGUAUCUGGAGACUGUCCACCCAUUGCAACGUGUCACAAGAAGCAGCCCAGUGCCUGUGUAAGUGGAAGUCCGUUACUACAAGAAGGAAGCGACAAGACAGUAAAGUGCACUGGUCAGGACUGCCCUGGUGGUUACGAUUGCGAAAUCCUGCCUGGAGACCAUUCUGGUGUUUGCUGUCCAAGAGACGCGUCCGAACUAGAGUCGAAGAAAUUGGAGGCAUGCACUGCAGUCGUAGGCAAGUGCGAGGAUCUCAAGGCGUGUACCAAAAACACAGAUUGUGGAAGUGACAGCCAGUGUUGUCACUCUGCGGAAUGUGGCUCAGUCUGCUCGAAGAAGACCGACGACCUGCCACGUACAAUGUGUCAGUUCCUGCAGACGCAGCACGAUCUAGCCAUCCCUGUCCCGAAGUGUCGUCCAGACGGCAGCUACGAGCCGGUGCAGUGUCAUGGUGGAGAAUGCUGGUGCGUCGACGAAUUCGGCGUGGAGAUCACCGGCUCUCGUUCGUCAGCCGGCCGUGGAGCUGACUGCAGACAAGUGAGGGCCAGCAAGGGCUGCUUGGGUCUUACAUGUCGCCUUGGCUGCGAUUACGGCUUUGAGUCCGACGAAGAAGGCUGUCCCAUCUGCAGCUGCAGGAACCCUUGUGCCGACGCCCAGUGUCCGGAAGGCGAGGUUUGCCAAAUGGACGAACUCAUUUGCGCUGACCAAUGGUGCCCAUCUGUGCCGAAGUGUAUUCCAAAAGGCUCCGCCCGUAGUCUCUGGAGUAUCUGCCCCUCCGGUAACUUGCCCUUCCUCCAAGAAGGCGAAGAUCCGGUCCUGUGCGACACGGCGUCCCCUUCGGAGUCGUGCCCCUCCAACCACAUGUGCACUCCUGUGACGAAUGACACUGCUGUAUGCUGUCCUCUGCCAGUGGAGACGACAAGGACACCGCAGCACGAGAAGGAGGGAAGCUGUCCGGCAGCAACCACCUGGGAGACUGGCGCGUGUCUCGAUGAAUGUUCAACCGAUGGCGAUUGCUCUGGUCCACAGAAAUGUUGCCGAAGUUCCUGCGGCGCUUACGUGUGUCGAGAUCCUUCAGGAGACCUAGGCAAACCGGGCCAAUGUCCCUAUUUGACACCGAGCAGCGGACCGUCUUGCGACAACAAGUGCGGCAGCGACUAUAACUGUCCGAGCGCAGAAAAGUGUUGCUCCAAUGGCUGCGGCAGUCAGUGUAUGCGGCCACUGUAUCUGACGGCGUGUCAACACCAGCGCAUUGUGGCCGAACAUCGCGCCCGUGAGGCCGGCGCUAUUUGGAACGGUCUCCCACAGUGCGACAACGAGUACGGAAGCUUCCAGGAGGUACAGUGUUCCACGCAGGAGGGUACCUGCUGGUGUGUGGACAAACACGGCAUCGAGCUGCCCGGAACGCGUGGAUUCGGACCUCCCACAAACUGUUCAAGCCCGCGUGACAGCCGGUGCUCACCCCAGCCUUGCGAUAUGGAAUGCGAGUUCGGAUUUAAGGUUGGACAAGAUGGCUGCACGACAUGCAAAUGCAACGAUCCAUGCGAGGGUGUCGUCUGCAUGGACCCUAAGGAGGAAUGUACUCUCGCCAAGGUCAACUGCAUCACGGAGCCCUGCCCACCCUUGGCUUUGUGUCGUCCUCGCGUUGAAAACCCGUGUCCAUUCGGAGAACCUAUGACGGAUCCCGAAGGAUCCACUCUCCACUGCGGUCCAUUUGGUCGCCAAUGCCCAUCGUCUCACCGGUGCCACCUUGGCGUUCUCGGAGAAUUCGCCGUUUGCUGCCCCAAACCCCGAAGUGUUUGCUACGAGGAAGCUCGUCCCGGUCCCUGCAGUUCAGCAGUGUCACGCUGGUACUUCAACGGCGAAACCAACACGUGUCAAGAAUUUAAGUACGGCGGUUGCGACGGGAACUUCAAUAACUUUGAGUCCAAGGAAGAGUGCGAAGCUGUCUGCCCUGUGAUGACCCCCUGCGAGAAGGUUCGUGAAAGAAGUCUCAAGAUUGCAAAGACGUCCAAGAAGCCGACGUUUUUGCCAAAGUGCAAUUCUAAGACUGGCGUAUGGGAGCCAAUUCAGUGUCUUGAUCCUCUGGGCAUGUGCUGGUGUGUCACGGAGGCUGGGGAGCAGGUGUCUGGAACGCUCGUACGAGGGACACCAUACUGCACAAAACGAGGUGGUCGAACAGUAGGCGACACUUCCAUCUGUCCUGGCGGUGAAACGGCGUACCUCUGUCCCGACGACAUCUGCGAGAAUAAGGUCUGCAUGGCUUACGCUAACGCCACUUGUAGAGUGGACCCGUGUGGAGGCUGCAAGGCACGCUUUUAUGACCACAACAACCAACCUGUGGACUGCGGCAAAGGCUUGACAGCUUGCCAUGGAGAGAUGCAAGAUGUACUCAACAGCCGCCCAUGGAGCAACCAGGGAAUUCAGAUUGACCAUCUACAAGAGUUAGCAUCAGCAUUGCGCGAUCUCUCAAUACAGCCCGGACACCAUCGCGAAGCACGAUCCCUGGGACGUCUGAGUGACCACAUGUUUCCUUCCGUCUCGAUGACAUCGCACCAUAUUGCCAUUCUGGUUGUUCCUCGAGUCAGCGCCUACUCUGUGACCGGUCGCAGCGGUAUACUCGAGAUGGCCAUGGAGCCCUUGCUACCCCGGAUGGAAUCGACAAGACAUUACGUCAGAACAGCGAAGUGCCCAGCACCAUCGAUGCUGCAGAUGAUCAUGUCGCUUGCCGAAGGUUGCCAUGAGGAAUGUGCUUCUAACGAGGACUGUCCUUCGCACAGCUACUGUUGCCAGAAUGGCUGUGGCACGACGUGCGUGGCGUCUUCUAUGCAGACACUCGAUGCACGCCAAGGAAUGGUCUUCAACAAACCCGGCGCUUGUCCACCACAGAGCGCUUCUGGACAACGGUGUCUGUUCGUUAAGGACAUGUGCCAGGAUGACAGGCACUGUCCCGGUGCGAUGAAGUGUUGCCUUUCUGCAUGUGGAGCAACCUGCGCUGAUCCAGCAGGGUCUCCCCCUCUUGUGGCCGCUUCCAUGGUUGUGGCUCCCCCUAUAUGUUCUCCGGAUGGCGGCUAUGUGGUUUCUCAAAGUCAAGGACAGCUGUCCUGGUGCGUUAACAAGUACGGAGAGCCUCAGGAUGGCACGCUCACCCGGGGUCACGUGCGCUGCGAUAUCAAUGGCACUAUUCUUCACCGGGAGCAACUGGGCCCUGUGUGUCAAGACCCGAACGUCACACCACGAAUUUGCCGUCACGAAUGCCGCGAAGCCAGAUGCUUCCAGCACCCGAAUGCCAUGUGCGUUGCCGAUCCCUGCGAUAACUGCAGAGUGCACUUCUUCAACGAGGAUGGUGAUGAAGUCAGCUGUCGAGCAAAAUGUAGCCAGUCCAUCGAGACAGGCAACUGUCGUAGCGCCCUGCCUCACUAUGCUUACAAUGCUUCUGCGCGUCAGUGCCAACUAUUCAUGUACGGCGGCUGUGGCGGCAAUGAUAAUAACUUCUCAACCAUGGAAGAAUGUCAACAGGAGUGUGAAACUUCAGCCCCAUUAUGUUCGAUGCCUUACGACAGCGGACCGUGCGAUGGCAAGCAGAAACGCUAUUUCUACAAUCAACACACUAUGCAAUGUGAGGCGUUCCAGUAUGGAGGCUGCGGAGGAAACGCCAACAACUUUGAAACACGGGCUGCUUGUGAAGCCAGGUGCCCGGACCAGGUAAUGUGCCCAUGGUCGCACGUGAACGACCAAGAACUCGACGUGUGCGACCGCAGCAAAGCCUGCCAGAAUGUUUCCUGCGCCCCUGGAGCUAUCUGCACUGCCGAUCCUUGUGACUGUGCCCCUAAAUUUAUUGAUCAGUCUGGACAUCCAGUUGCAUGUCAUCCUCCAGUCAGCGUGGAAACGACGUCAACAGAAGUGUCGUCAACUGAGAGUCAAGAAUCUGUUGAAGUUGAUCCGGCGACACGAUGUCUUGCGCAACGGCACAAGGGCAAACAGGUCGAGUGCGACCCCGACGGGGCCUUUGUCCCCAGGCAAUGCAGUCCUAGCCACACUGACUGCUGGUGCGUCAAUGAAGCUGGCACCCGCUUGCCAGGCACCUGGGGCAACGUGCACUGCCGUCCUGUGAAUGUCGACCGCGUCGAUGUGAACCUCGUUCUGAAGCCAAGGACUACAGAGACAGUGCGCGGCACAAAAUCGUCUAUCAGAAGGUCUCUUAAGCGUAUGCUGAGGAGCCUGAAAGUGCAGCCGACGGAAGGUAAAGUGAAGGUCAAGUUGGGUCCCACUAUGGCGAGCUGUAUGUUUACAUUGACGAAGGACGACAAGAUGAAAACAGCUUUCAUGCUCGAGAAAAUGGUCGAGCGUGACCAGCUGUUGGUGACCGUUGGCAAAGAGACCCUCCACGCCGAUCCGUCGGAGACUCGCUUCGAAUACGUCUCCACGUACAUCCCACCGCUUCCCGCCAUUGAAGACAACGUGCUCGCAGUGGCGCAACACAAAGCUGCGUGGGACACGACAGCUCUAGUAGCCCUGUGCAGUGCCCUGGUUCUUGCACUGCUUCUAGUCGCAGCGUUCCUGAUCCACAAGCGAAGAAGGAAGGACGUCGAUCUGCAGGAUCCAAAGCUGACGCUAGUAACUUUGACGAGUCCCUUCUAUCAGUACGUGACGAACAAGAUAAAGCCCGACAAGCCAAAGGACGAGAAGGCGAUCCCGAUUCCUACGGUAACUUCCAAAGUGGAGGCCUUAGAAAAAGAAGGCGUUCCGGAGGAGAACGUCGUCGUGGACCUCCCGCCAGCUUACGAAGACAUCGACAAGAAGGGUGAUAGCGGUGUUUAGUCCCUCGACAACUAAAAGGCCCACACCAAGUCACCAAGUCAAAGCAUUCCAAGCGAGCAAGGUCUUCACGUUGAGCCGCGUUUCUUGACAAGAGUGAAACGAGCAUUGCACGCGCUCAUAUCCUCCAGAUGUGAUACCGAGUACCACGAUAGAAUGGCCAUUGAAAAUAAACCCGAUAGCUGUUGAACAGUCAUCUACGAAAUCUACCACCAAGAAAAAUUCAUAAUGCAUGAUCGUCGCAUGCAGAUGGAAACAAUGCACCCCUUCCUUCCCUCACAAAAAAUAAAAAUAAAAUACAAAUAAAACAACAAAGUCAAACCAUAUCUGCACCUUCUUGAAGCACCACAAGUGAUAAACUGUACAGAACUUGCAUAAAUGUGGUGCAUUCGUAGUGCAGAAGUUGCUAGUUGUAGCUUAUACACCGCAUUUACCUUUCGAUUCAUUCGACAGCACUUUUUAUGCAGUGAUAAGAACGCAUGUUUUUUUCACGUUCUCUGUAUACCACGUGCUAUUUGUUUUAAGAAAAAAGAAUUUCCAAUAAAAAGGUUUAAAUGUUU